CCAUGUAACGCAAGAAGGGGCGUGCUAUUCAACCCUGAGGCAUUUCCUCGUCAGAAAAAGCAAGGGGACGAAACUAGGAACAGCCUAGUAGGAAUCAUGGUGGACAGGUGUUUCUCUCGGUGUUUUGUGGUCGCUGUUCUUUCAAUCCGGGUGCUUCAUGCUUUGCCAACGACAACACUGGAUUCUUCCUCAGAUAUCCAAUGCCGCGGACAUGGACGAAAGUACAAGACCGUCGACUCAGACGGCAAACUGGUCUGUGAGAACUGUUCCAAGUGUCCUCCCGGCUAUGGUGUGUCUGUGGAGUGUACAGAGUACGCAGACACGGUGUGUGAAGUGUGCGUCGAUGGGAGGACGUUUUCGGGAACAUCCAGCAGUUGGAGGCGCUGUGAAGCGUGCUCAGUUUGUGCUACCCACGAGCUGACCAAGAGGGAGUGCACGCCUACCAAAAACAGCAAAUGUGGACUUUGCCUAAUUGGUUAUUUCUAUAACGACAUUACCGGGGACUGUGAUCGUUGUUCUUGGUGUUUUCCCGAGUACCCGAACAUUGCCGAUCAUGAAACUGAGUGUGACGUCACAGGGGUGAAACCUGGCUUUCAGUGCGGACCAAUCAUAGACCCUCCCUACCCUCCACCCCUGGACAACAUGGAACAUUCCAGUUUAUCCAAAGGAGAAAGCACCACAACAAAAUUUCUGCCAAAGAGAACUACACGGUCUGACAUGGAGUCAUCAGAGGAGAGGCAAAAACGAACGUCAGAAGUUUAUCAAACAACUUCAGAAUUUCACUUCAUCUCCUCAAGGACGUCACCGACAAAAUGGCCUCCUCCAAACGACACAAGAACAACAUCUGUAUACGCAAGGACUGCACAGACGGCUCAACAACCUAUUUUCAUCACACCGCCAGCCAAUACUAGUGCAGAUUUUUCCACAGAACAGCGCGUAACUCGAAGUCCUGUACCACCAACAGCACUUGGUGUCGCAUUAGCCGUCUUAGUAGUUACGGUUCUUGGGAUUUUCUGUCUUUACGUUAAGCGUGAUGCUGAGAGGUAUGACAGGGAAAACGUACUUUUACAAGAACAGGAAACACCCGAGGAUCUGGCACUCGUGGAGCCGCUGUCAAGUUCGGAAAAUAAUGAGUUUCUUUCUGCAGAGCUCGCGAUCGUUGUGUAAAUAUCCUGCUGAUUUGAUGGAUUAUGUUCAUACUUUUUCAAUGCUUUUCCUGAGACAUGUUUUUACGUGCCCUUCCUAAACUGUAAGGCCUUAAAAGUUGUAAGAAACACAAUAUAACAGUUUACAUGGAUGUAG
Molecule: messenger RNA, 1302 nt
Organism: Branchiostoma floridae (Florida lancelet)
Lineage: Eukaryota; Metazoa; Chordata; Leptocardii; Amphioxiformes; Branchiostomatidae
Exons: 4
Coding region: 97-1167 (356 amino acids)
Biological process (GO): Rho protein signal transduction
Cellular component (GO): cell surface; plasma membrane
Molecular function (GO): death receptor activity; nerve growth factor binding; coreceptor activity
Source: RefSeq, a predicted model, not a curated record